AAGGAAGCAUGCUUCUCCUGGAGACAAGUGGAGCACAGACUGAAAACACGCUCGGCGGUUUCCUUUCGUCCAUGAUGUUCGGAUACCAAACAUAACACAGGAGAAACGAGCGCGAAGCCAAGUCUCUGCCCUCUCUAUUCAUAUUUGAGUACACAGUCACUACGCACACGACCCUGCGACCGACGGCACACCCACCAUGUCCACUGUAGGCAAGCUUUCUCGUGAAGAGUUCCGGCGCCAAAAAGACCUCGAUGCCGCCCGCAAGGCUGGCACAGCGCCGGCUGAGGUGGACGAGGAGGGCAAUGCCAUCAAUCCGCACAUCCCUCAGUUCAUGGCACAGGCGCCAUGGUACCUCGAUUCCGGUCGUCCAUCCCUCAAGCAUCAGCGCAAGCCUGAGACAGGAGAAAAGACGCGUGUCGAGCUCGACGAGUGGUACGCCAGGGGCGAAAAAGCCGGGCCCGCCGCAACAAAGUACCGCAAGGGCGCGUGCGAGAACUGCGGUGCCAUGUCGCACAAGACCAAAGACUGCCUAGAGCGGCCGAGGAAGAAGGGUGCCAAGUGGACGGGCAAAGACAUUGCUGCCGAUGAGGUGGUGCGCGAUGUGAAGGGCUUGGACAAGGACUGGGAUGCCAAAAGGGAUCGAUGGAACGGGUACGAUCCGUCUAACCACAAGCGCGUCAUCGAGAGCUACAAUGCGAUCGAGGAAGCGCGGCGUAAGCUGCGAGAGGAGGAGAUUGACAAGCAGGGAUCGUCAACGAUGACGAUGAAAGACUCUGCAGAUCCUUCAGCAAACGCUGCUGCAGAGGCCAGCGCGCUGCACGCUGCGAAAAAGCUGGCCAGGAAAAGCAAAGCCAAGGACAAGGACAAACCCUCAGAUGACGACGACUUUGGUACAGACUCUUCGGACGAGCAGGACGAGGACAAGUACGCCGAGAAGGCCAACAUGGUUGGACAGAAGGUCGACACUGUCAAGCGUAUUUCUGUGCGCAAUCUGCGUAUUCGAGAGGACCGCGCCAAGUACCUCUACAACCUUAACCCGGAAUCCUCGUACUACGACCCAAAGACGCGCUCUAUGCGUGAGGCUCCGGAUCCCAACUUGCGGCCGGAAGACGCACACUACGCAGGUGAUAACUUCCACCGAGCCUCCGGUGACAGCGUGGCUAUGCAGAAGCUGCAGCUAUUCGCGUGGCAAGCCGAGUCGCACGGGAACGACCUGCACCUGCAAGCCAACCCAACGGUAAAUGAGCUGCAGUUCAAGCAGUUCCAAGAGCGUAAGGAAGACCUCAUUGAACGUAAUCGCAGCUCCAUCCUUGAGCGCUACGGCGGUGCGGAGCACUUUGAUAGCGUGCCCAAGGAGCUGCGCGACGGGCAGACAGAGAAUUAUGUCGAGUAUAGUCGGACAGGCCAGGUCGUCAAAGGGCAACAGAAGGCCAAGCCGAAGAGCAAGUAUGAGGAGGACGUCUUUGACCAGAAUCACACUGCCGUCUGGGGCAGCUGGUACGACCUUGUCAGUGGCCAGUGGGGCUACGGAUGCUGUCGCAGCACGAUGAAAGGCAGCUACUGCACAGGCAAGGCGGGUAUUGAGGCCACAAGGGCCAGCCAAGUAUUGGUAUCCAAGCCCGUCGCUUCCAGUUCUGCGCCAGUGAAGGUAAAGGCAGGGAGAUCAGGCCGGGAUUUCAGGAAAGAGAAAUCAAAUGGCAAGAGGAGAAAGCGAAGCCACGGUCGCAGCCGCAGCGCAAGCUUUUCGUCUUCGUCAAGUUACUCUUCCAGCGGCAGCAGCAGCGAAUCAGAACGCGAUGAUCACCGAGAUAGCAGUCGGCGUAGCAAGCGCCGACGUUCUACCUCUCACCAUAGCAGACAGCGGCGGCGCAGCGAUAGCUUCUCUUCCUCUUCGACCGGCAGCUAUUCCUCGGCCAGCGAAUCAGACGCAAGCGAUCGCCAUAAGCGCAGCAGUGGCAAGAAGCGCAAGACGGCAGAAAGCUUUGUCUCGCGCAAGCAUCUCGGCGAGGGUGAUGUGUCCGCCAAAAUGGACAAAGACAAGCUCAAAGAGGCGCUCAAAGUGGAGGAGCGGCGUCAGGCCGAGCUGCGGCGAGGCGCCGAAGCCAGCGCCACCAAGCCGGACUGGCUCAAGGAGGCAGAAGACAUCAACAAUCGCAAAGGUAGCAAAAAGGGGUUCAACAGUCUCAACGCGGACGAUGAAAACGUGACAGAGGAACAGCUUGAGGCUUUCAGAAUGAAAAGGCAGAUCUUCGACGAUCCGAUGGCCAACUUUAAAGAUAACGAUGAUGGAGUGUAGCUUGCACGGCGAACCUCGUAUGCAAUUUGCUUGGGUCGCCAGAAAAGCCAUAUUGAUGUGGCUGACAGAUAGAGUAAUUACAGCAUACGCUCAUAAAAAAGCAUGUACGCCUUGCUCUUGGCCA
Tilletiaria anomala UBC 951 is the source of this 2420-nucleotide messenger RNA. RefSeq lists its product as uncharacterized. Lineage: Eukaryota; Fungi; Basidiomycota; Exobasidiomycetes; Georgefischeriales; Tilletiariaceae. Gene Ontology annotation, molecular function: pre-mRNA 3'-splice site binding. Gene Ontology annotation, biological process: mRNA splicing, via spliceosome. The transcript has a single exon. The record is from RefSeq and is a predicted model, not a curated record. Bases 197 to 2296 code for a protein of 699 amino acids. Gene Ontology annotation, cellular component: spliceosomal complex.